Molecule: messenger RNA, 1314 nt
Organism: Colletotrichum gloeosporioides
Lineage: Eukaryota; Fungi; Ascomycota; Sordariomycetes; Glomerellales; Glomerellaceae
Product: FAD-dependent monooxygenase azaH
Exons: 3
Coding region: 1-1314 (437 amino acids)
Biological process (GO): secondary metabolite biosynthetic process
Molecular function (GO): FAD binding
Source: RefSeq, a predicted model, not a curated record
AUGGCGCCCAUCAAGAAGGACUUCGAAAUCGCCAUUAUCGGCGGCGGAAUAGCCGGAGUCGCCUUGGCCAUUUCGCUCGUCAAGCGCAACAUUCCUUGCACCAUAUACGAAAAAGCGCACGCCUUCGGCGAGAUCGGUGCAGGAUUGGGCAUCACUCCGAAUGCCACCAGAGCCAUGAAGGCUUGCGACCCCGUCAUAUACCAAGUUUUCGAUAGGGUCGCGCAACCAGCUAUUCUUUGGACUUUCUUUGAUGGUUCAGAUGAGAAGAAAGACGAUGAGCCCAUUUUCACCCUCGGAGACGCAGAGACCGGUAUCAGGGGCUGCCACAGGGCUCAUUUCCUAGACGGAAUGAUCCAGCACCUUCCAAAAGACAUGGCCAAGUUCAACAAACAAUUGGACCGUAUUGAAGAGUCGUAUGGUUCUUCAGGAAAACUGAGAAUGGUGUUCCAGGACGGUUCUACUGCCGAAGCAGACGCCAUUGUCGGAUGCGACGGAAUCAAGUCUCGCACCCGCGAAAUCGUCGUGGGAAGCGACCAUCCGUCUGCGACAUGCGGGUUCACGCACAAGCACUGCUAUCGCGGCUUGAUUCCAAUGGAAGAGGCUCUAGAGGUAAUUGGAAAAGAAAGAGCAAUGGGUUCAAACCUGUGGUCUGCCAAUAAGCGGCAUAUAGUGACCUACCCAGUAGCAAACGGUACCAUCCUGAACAUAGUGAUGCAUUGCACAAGCGAUGGGGACUGGCCCAGCAGCACGAAUUUUGUUCUACCAGUCGGAGAGGAAGGCUGUUAUGCGGAUUCUGAGGGCCUAUCCCCCAGAUUACGACGAUUGGUCAAGAGGAUGAAGUCUGUCGACAGGUGGGGAUUAUUCGACCUCGGGGACCACCCUGUUCCGACCUUUUCCAGAGGGCGCAUCUGUCUCAUUGGCGAUGCUGCGCACGCGAGCACACCUCACCAGGGCGCCGGCGCCGGACUUUGUAUCGAGGAUGCCGCUACCCUGGCGUCGUUACUGGCCGAUGACCGAGUUGAAGGUCGGGACGACAUCUCGGCGGCCUUCGCAGCAUAUGAUCAGUGUCGUCGAGAUAGAGGACAUCGACUUGUGGAGGGAAGCCGGCGCAUUGGGGAGCUAUACGAGGGUCAGACCGAGGUUGGAAAAGACUUUAAAGCUAUAGAAAAUGAAGUCCGGAUAAAGGCAAAGGACAUAUGGGAGUUCGACAUUAACGAAAGCAUCCAUCAUAGCCUGGAUGAUUUAGGGAGACGUCUGGCGGUCAAGACGGGGGCAACGAACUACAUGCAGGGGAACUUCCGUGCGGGUUUGUAG